UCGGUGUAGCGUCACUGCCACACCGUGCCGAGCGAAAUUGAAGAACUUUAGGUGUGGCUAGUCUCUCGUUUGUCCUCGUACCUAUACAAGCGUACUUGUCAUUAAAGUGCCCAAUGGCUUUAAAACAAGCCCAGCCCAGCUAAGCGCAGAUGAAGGCCCACGAGAGACGCGAGUUUUUUUUACCAAAGUGUGAAAUAAUACGAUAAUAGGUACGGAAUAAUUUUGUGUUUGGUGCAUAUAAGUACUUGAGGAUUAGAUUGGACGUUUUAUACAAACGGAGGAGGAGCAGCAUCCGCAUGCGGCUGCAGAUGUACAAACGAGAGUGCGCAGACGACGACGGCGUCGUGAGGGGGAUACAUAUAUUUUAUUGAUCAAUCGGCCUAGCUCACGUACGCGUAUAUAUAUUUAUACACACCACCCCUAGGUGUGUAUAUACACCACUAUUCUCCUCCUUUAAUCCGUUCCGUCUAACCUCGUACACGCGCAUCAAACGGUGGUGAUUGUAAUUAUUAUACUUGCUCCAAAAAACAAGAAACAAGUGUUCGCGCUGUAACGGGCGUGUCUUUUUUGUAUACUAUACGGUGUACAUUCCCGUGCAGGUAGCUCGGUCGUUUUCUACCGCCGCGAGCGAGUGAUCAACCGGCGCUGCUGCAUUUUAUAUUGGUUUUUUCCAACAAAAUCGUUUUUAAUCUCUUUUUGUACCUCGCGAUGCUUUUGUACGUGUGAUACGGUGUUUUACAUGACGAAAAAAUGACCAAAUUUAAUUACAGAGUCAUGACCGAGGCUGUAGUGUUGAUACUGAGUCUGUUGGCUUUCGGGGCCGCGGCUUACGACUAUGACUACUGCAGCUAUCCACUGCUGGACAGGGCACAGCUCAAGGCCUCUUCCUCUCUGCCGGAGAGAGGACCAUCUAAUGCCAGACUCUACGGGCCCAAUGCAUGGACUGCCCACAGUUCCGACUUUAGCCAGUACCUUACCAUUGAUCUCGGACAGACCAUGAACAUCACUGCCAUAAGCACCCAAGGAAGGGCCAAUAACAAUGAGUACGUUAUGGAGUACGGCAUCAGUUACGGUACCAAUGGCCUUGAUUACGUAGAUUUUAAGGACUCGGACGGCAGCGUUAAAAUGUUCACGGGCAACAAGAACGGAAGCAGCGUCGAGCACAACAUGUUCGAGGUGCCUAUCAUUGCCCAGUGGGUGAGGAUAAACCCAACUCGCUGGCGAAACAGAAUAUCGAUGAGAGUCGAGCUCUACGGCUGCGAUUACGUGUCCAAUAUACUGUCGUUCAAUGGCUCGUCGCUGGUGAGCUGGAAUUUGCACAGGGAAAUCUACAGGCACUCGAUGCGCUUUCGCUUCAAGACCAACAACGCCGACGGAGUUAUGAUGUACUCGCGGGGCUCUCAAGGGGACUUUUUUGCCCUGCAGUUGCGCGACAACAGGAUGCUGCUCAACAUUGAUCUCGGUUCCGGCAUAAUGACCAGUUUUUCGGUCGGAAGUCUCUUGGACGACAACAUGUGGCACGACGUCGGCUUCUCCAGGAACCACAACGAAGUAAAGUUUUCCGUGGACAGAGUUUUCAUCGACGGCCGCAUCAAGGGCGAGUUUCACAGGCUCGACUUGAACCGGGAAUUUUACAUCGGCGGCGUUCCCAACAAGCAGCAGGGCCUCGUAGUUAAUCAAAAUUUCACGGGUUGCAUUGAAAAUUUGUUCUUUAAUUACACCAACAUGAUCAAGGAGAUCCAGGAAGCCAACGACGAGAAGUGGCGCUAUCAGCUCGUGCACACGUCCUACAGCUGUCCCGAGCCACCCAUAAUCUCCGUGACUUUCUUGACCUCCUCGUCCUACGCGAAACUCAAGGGCUACGAGGGCCUGUUCUCUAUGAACAUCUCGCUGUCCUUCCGCACCUACGAGGGCCAAGGCAUCAUCUUUUACCACGACUUUAUCUCCUCGGGCUACGUCAAGAUGUUCUUGGAAGAGGGCAAGCUCAAGGUCGAGCUGAAGACAAAGAGCGACGAGCAAAAAGCCAUUCUGGACAACUUUGACGAGACCUUCAACGACGGCAAGUGGCACCAGAUCGUGUUUACCAUGGCGAAAAAUAGUUUGACCAUCAACAUCGAUUCCCGGCCGACCAAGACCACGCGGCAGAUGGAUAUCGCGACGGGUCACAUGUACUUUGUUGGUGGUAUGCCCGGCAACCAGCGCGGCUUCAUCGGCUGCAUGCGCGUCAUCCAGAUAGACGGUAACUACCAGCUGCCGACCGAUUGGAAGGAAGACCAAUACUGCUGCAAGCACGAGAUCGUCUUCGACGCGUGUCAGAUGGUCGACCGGUGCAAUCCCAACCCGUGCGAGCACAGCGGCAUCUGCAUGCAGAACUCCGACGAGUUCUUCUGCGACUGCUCCAAGACCGGCUACUCGGGAGCCGUCUGCCACACGUCCCUGAAUCCGCUCUCCUGUACGGAUUACCGCAAGUCGCCAACCUCCGUCAAUCAGAAGGCCGAGAUUACGAUAGACGUGGACGGCAGUGGUCCCCUACGUCCGUUCCCUGUCACCUGCGAGUACUUUGCCGGCGAACGGGUCAUAACGGUCCUGCGCCACAGCAACGAAAAACCAACGACGGUUAAGGGCUUCGAGGCGCCGGGUAGCUUCAGUCAGGACAUCCACUACGAGGCCGAGCACGACCAAAUCGAGGCCCUGAUUGGCCGUUCGGACAACUGCAGGCAGCACCUAAGCUAUUUCUGCAAGCACUCGCACCUCUUCAACAGCCCGUCCAACCUGAACGAGCCCUUCCAGCCCAACUCCUGGUGGGUCGGCCGUAACAACCAGAAGAUGGAUUACUGGGGUGGCGCAUUGCCGGGCUCGCGCAAGUGCGAGUGCGGCAUCCUCGGCAAUUGCGCGCAGCCCGAGAAGUGGUGCAACUGCGACGCGGACCUCGAGGGCUGGUUCGAGGACGCCGGCGAGAUCGCGGAGAAGGAUCACCUGCCCGUGAAGCAGCUGCGCUUUGGCAACACCGGCACGUCGCUCGACGAGAAGGAGGGCAGGUACACGCUCGGGCCCCUGGUCUGCGAGGGCGACGAUUUCUCCCAGAACGUCGUCACCUUCCGCAUCGUCGACGCGACGAUCAAUCUGCCAACCUUCGAGAUCGGCCACAGCGGUGACAUCUACUUCGAGUUCAAGACGACGCAGGACAACGCCGUCAUCAUCCACAGCAAGGGCUCGAGCGACUACAUCAAGAUAUCCAUCAACGGGGGCAACCAGAUACACUUCCAGUACCAAGCGGGCGGCAGUCCCUUGGCCGUGAGCGUUCAGACCUCGAGCCGGCUGGCCGACGACAACUGGCACAGCGUCUCGGUGGAGCGCAAUCGCAAGGAGGCGCGCAUAGUCAUCGACGGUGCCUUCAAGAACGAGGUGCGCGAGCCUCCGGGUCCCGUGCGCGCACUCCAGCUCGACUCCAGUUUGGUCGUUGGCGCAACCACGGAGUUCCGGGACGGGUACGUGGGCUGCAUCAGGUCGCUGCUCAUCAACGGCAAACUGCAGGAUCUGAGGAGCCACGCCCGCCGUGGCUUGUACGGCGUGAGCGAGGGCUGCGAGGGCAGGUGUAAGAGCAGCCCGUGCCUCAACAACGGCACCUGCCACGAGCGCUACGACGGCUACUGGUGCGACUGCAGGUGGACGGCGUUCAAGGGCCCGAUCUGCGCGGACGAAAUCGGCAUCAAUCUUCGGCAGAACUCCAUGGUCAAGUACGACUUUUCCGGCAGUUGGCGCUCCACGAUCUCGGAGAGUAUCCGCGUCGGCUUCACCACCACGAAUCCCAAGGGCUUCCUCCUUGGCUUCACGUCGAACAUCACCGGCGAGUACAUGACGAUCAUGGUGUCGAACAGCGGCCACUUGCGCGUCGUUUUCGACUUUGGCUUCGAGCGUCAGGAGAUCAUCUACCCGGACAAGCACUUUGGCCUCGGGCAGUACCACGACGUGCACAUCGGCCGGAAGAACGGAGGCUCGACGCUCGUCAUAAAGGUCGACAACCAGGAGCCGAAAGAGUUCAAUUUCGCCAUCAAAGGCUCGGCCGACGCCCAGUUCAACAACAUUCAGUACAUGUACAUCGGCAGGAACGAGUCGAUGACCGAGGGUUUCAUCGGCUGCGUGUCGCGCGUCGAGUUCGACGACAUCUACCCGCUGAAGCUGCUCUUCCAGGAAAAUGGUCCGGGUAACGUGCGCUCGAUCGGCAGUCGGCUGACGGAGGAUUACUGCGGCGUCGAGCCGAUAACCCAUCCGCCGAACUCCAUAGAGACCAGGCCACCGCCGGAGAUAGACGAGAACAAGGUGCGGGACGCUUACGGGGAGCCAGACGCCGCGGUUCUCGGUGGCGUGCUCGCCGUCAUGCUGAUUGCCCUCUGCAUCAUGAUGUUCCUCAUCGGUAGGUACAUAUCGCGGCACAAGGGCGAGUACCUUACUCAAGAGGACAAGGGCGCGGAGGUAGCGCUAGAUCCCGACUCGGCGGUCGUAAAUUCAGCCACCGGGCAUCAAGUACAAAAGAGGAAGGAAUGGUUCAUCUGAGGUUGGCGAUCGCUGUUUUAUCGAUGCAAUGACAUAGUAAUGAUGAUUAUUAGGAUUUCGGUCGACGUAAUCAGAAAUCGGUAGCCGCGCAGACGCUCGAGCUCGCGAUCCCAACUUUAUUUUAUUUUAUUUUUUUUUUUUUGUUGUAUCAUUUACGGGGUCGCGCGUGUUUUUCGAUGUCGUGUAUGCGAUAUAGAUAUAUUGUACGCAAAAACGCGCUAUGCAUCGUGACAUUCCCUAUACAUGCGACGCGGGCGCGUGCGUCACACUCGUAUUUAUAAAUAUUUUUAUAAAACCUACUUGGCAAUUAUUAUGUAAUACGUAUUGUAUAUGCUUAUUAACGGAACUAACACUAUUGAAGUAUUUUUCAAAAUAUCUCUCUUUUUUUUUAUAUGCAUAAAAAAACUAACUCUUAAGGCUAAAUGAAGUAUUAACUUUUUGAAUGACGUAAGAUAAAUUUUUCUGUAUAGAACUGAAGCGAUCUUUUUUCUACUCGAGUGUUGUAUACAGAGUCACCAAUAAGAUUUAUAUAUUAAUAAUAAUAAUGAUAAUGAAGUUCUCGAGUCGUUAAAGCUACCCGAGCACGCGAGAAAUCAAAUUUCUCGGGUCUCAUUGAAUCUCCGCAUUUCGACGUAGGCAGAUUUUGUAACGAUAUUUUGUAUAUUAUUAAAAAUAAUGUAAAAAAUACCAAGCUGAUUCAUC
This is a messenger RNA of Copidosoma floridanum, 5256 nucleotides long. RefSeq names its product neurexin-4 (gene Nrx-IV). The record is from RefSeq and is a predicted model, not a curated record. NCBI's taxonomy places the organism in Eukaryota, Metazoa, Arthropoda, Insecta, Hymenoptera, Encyrtidae.